Molecule: messenger RNA, 1368 nt
Organism: Colletotrichum siamense
Lineage: Eukaryota; Fungi; Ascomycota; Sordariomycetes; Glomerellales; Glomerellaceae
Gene: ordL-2
Product: putative oxidoreductase OrdL
Exons: 3
Coding region: 1-1368 (455 amino acids)
Cellular component (GO): cytoplasm
Molecular function (GO): oxidoreductase activity
Source: RefSeq, a predicted model, not a curated record
AUGGCUACCCAGAAGCCAACAAACAUGCGGGCCCCUGUCGCCAACCCCGUCACCUCCUUCUGGAACUCUUCUCCGCGGGCGCUGGACGACCACCGCACUACUCCAGACCUACCCGCUUCCAGCGAUGUAGUCAUUAUCGGCGCUGGUUUUGCAGGAGUGGCUACGGCGUAUCAUAUCCUGAAAGACAACCCGUCUCCACCUUCUAUCACGAUUCUGGAGGCGAGGAAAGUCUGCUCCGGGGCGUCAGGGCGCAACGGCGGACAUGUCAAGCCCGACACGUAUUUCAAUGUCCCCAAGUACACCAAGCUCUACGGGGCCGAUGAGGCAGCAAAACUCGCUGCGUUCGAGGCAUCUAAUGUGUAUGCAGUGAAGGAGCUCGUUGAGAGCGAGGGCCUGGACUGCGAUUUCCACCUCACGCGGGCUGUGGAUGUAUACCUUGACCCGGAGCAUGCCAAGCAAACCGAGGCGGCGUAUCGCAACCUUUUGAAAGCGGGCAAGGUCAACCUGAAGGACGUAUCCGGAGUGAAGGGCGCCAAAUGCUGCUUCUCCUUCACGGCCGCCCACCUCUGGCCCGCCAAAAUGGUCCACCAGAUCCUGCACCGUCUUCUCGAAAAGGGCGUCAACUUACAAGCCAACACGCCCGUGAGCAGCAUCUCCGAGACGCCAGACGCAGACGGCAAGUGGGCGGUGCAGACCCCCCGCGGCGCCAUCACGGCCGGCAAAGUCGUCGUCGCGACCAACGGCUACACCGCGCAGGUCCUCCCGCAGUACGAAGACCGCAUCGUGCCCGUCCGCGGCAUCUGCAGCCGCAUCACGUCGCCCAAGGGCACCCGCACGCCGCACCUGGUCAACACGUACGGCAUCCGCUUCGACGCCGUGAACAACGACUACCUCAUCCCGCGGGCGGACGGGAGCAUCGUCGUGGGCGGGGCGCGGCAGAUGUUCUGGCACAAGCGCGCGGAGUGGUUCGACAACGUCCGCGACGACGAGCUGGUGCGGGGCGCGGCGCCGUACUUUGACGGUUACAUGCAGAGGCUAUUCCGGGGCUGGGGGGAUAGCGGGGCGGAGGUCGAUCGGGUGUGGACUGGCAUUAUGGGGUACAGCUCCGACUUCAUGCCGCAUCUCGGUGCGGUGCCUGGCAAACCCGGGCAGUUCAUCAUCGCUGGGUUUUCGGGUCACGGUAUGCCUGAGAUUCUGCUGUCCAGCAAGGGGGUUGCGGCCAUGGUAAGGGAUGGGGUUGCGUUCGCGGAGACGGGAUUGCCCAGCAUCAUGGAGACGUCAGAGGCGAGGAUCUCGCGCAAGGACAGCCCGCUGGAGGAGGGAUUGAAGUCGGUUUGGGAGGAGGGAGUGGUCAAGGCGAAGCUGUAA